AUGAAAUAUAAUGGGCUUGAAAUCAAACUCACUCCAGAAGCUGAAGAAGUAGCUACAUUUUAUGCUGCAUUAUUAAACACGGAUUAUGUAAAGAAUGAUACUUUCAACGAAAACUUCUUUAAAGAUUGGCAAGUUAUCUUGGAAGAAUCUGAAGAAAAUCCACUAAUUGAGGAUUUUGAAAAAUAUGAAAAGACCAGAGUUGAUGAAUUUUAUGGUUAUCGUUACUUAGAUGGAUGUAAAGAAAAAGUUGGUCGUGGUGUUCAUCCUAAAACUGGUUCAUUGAAGUCAAGAGUCACCCUCAAGCAAAUAACAAAUAAUAUCAGUAAAUAUGCACUUAUCCCUCCUCCACCUGCUGGGGUGGUAUUCUACUUGAUAACACAGUUACCUGGCUCACCACCUGGAAGGAAAAUACUCUGUUCAGUUUGUCAAUGUGCUACAGCUAUGUGUCUUAUUGACAGGCUUGCACUAAGAGCAGGAAAUGAAAAAACUGGUGAAGAAGCGGUCAGACGUGGAAGAGGAAUGGAUAAUCGAGCAUGA
Molecule: messenger RNA, 537 nt
Organism: Entrophospora candida
Lineage: Eukaryota; Fungi; Glomeromycota; Glomeromycetes; Entrophosporales; Entrophosporaceae
Source: the annotation of a GenBank genome assembly